Molecule: messenger RNA, 837 nt
Organism: Salvelinus namaycush (lake trout)
Lineage: Eukaryota; Metazoa; Chordata; Actinopteri; Salmoniformes; Salmonidae
Product: protein APCDD1
Exons: 5
Coding region: 1-837 (278 amino acids)
Biological process (GO): negative regulation of Wnt signaling pathway
Cellular component (GO): plasma membrane
Molecular function (GO): Wnt-protein binding
Source: RefSeq, a predicted model, not a curated record
AUGUCAUGUCCUCUCCCCCAUCCACCUCUCUCUAACUCCUCUCCCCAUCCACCUCUCUCAAACUCCUCUCUCCAUCCCCCUCUCUCCAUCCACCUCUCUCUAAGUCCUCUCUCCAUCCAUCCAUCUCUCUCUCUGUCUGCCAGCUGUGAGGUGCGUCCUGGCCCAGAGUUCCUGACGCGGUCGUACCGGUUCUUCCCCAACAACACGUUCAAGGCCAACCAGUUCUACUACAGGGACAACCACUGCACCACCCCCACCUACACCCUGGUGGCCCGGGGACGUCUGAGGCUCAGACAGGCCUCCUGGAUAAUCAGAGGAGGAACAGAGGCUGACUACCAGCUCCACCGCACACAGGUGGUGUGUCACAGUGCGGACGUGGCCAAGGACCUGAGCCAGAGGUUAAAUCCCAGCUGUCGCGGCACCGUGAGGAUCAAAGCACCCUGGGAACCCAACGUCAGCUAUGAACUGUGGAACGAGGAGGGCUGUGACUGUUCCAGACAGAUCAACUUCUCCAUACACGAGCUACAGCUGCUGCGUGUGGAGAAACAGUACCCUCAUAAUAACUUGGACCACAUGGUUGAAGAGCUGUUCCUGGGAGACAUCCACACUGAGGUAGCCCAGAGGAUGUACUACAGACCCUCUAAGGCAGUUCGCUCAGCCUUUCUGAACGGACUCAGCAAGGUUCUCAAGGAUCAACUAGCUUCCCGGGACAACCCUGACACUCUGGGUAAGCUCAUCAUUCUGGCCGUCCGGAUUGACAACCGGCUUCGGGAACGUCGUCGUGAGAGGAUGGAGGGGUUCCAAGUUGUCUCCAGUGUUUCGGGUCCCACUGAGUGA